AUGGGGCAGCUCGAGGCAGAUGUACCAGAACAGGAUGCCGCUGUCUGCCCUCUCUCGGUGAUCAUCCUACCUGCAGACUACAUGUGGUUGCAUGAAGCUGGGGCAGGGGAAACAUUUAUGCACUUGGCCGGGUACCAUCACCCCCUGUCUCCCCGUUACGGUUACGCCGGGCAUCUGGGCCAAAAUUAUGCACCCAUCUCCGGCCUCGCGACAAAGGUACCCGCACCUUUUGACCCGAGUGGAUGGGCGCAUAGUGGGGCGGUUGACCAGGAUACAGUGCUUAAUCCAGACACUCGUCCUUUCCGAGCCGCGGGUGUGUCUGCGCCGGGCCUGCAGGCCCAUCUGCAGCGCCACGACGAACAGCCAAUUAACUGA
Penicillium macrosclerotiorum is the source of this 375-nucleotide messenger RNA. RefSeq lists its product as uncharacterized. The transcript has 2 exons. The record is from RefSeq and is a predicted model, not a curated record. Bases 1 to 375 code for a protein of 124 amino acids. NCBI's taxonomy places the organism in Eukaryota, Fungi, Ascomycota, Eurotiomycetes, Eurotiales, Aspergillaceae.